AUGGUCGAAUUGCUAUUGAGAAGAGGCGCCAACCCCAAUAUAGCCAAUGCGAAAGGAUGGACCCCUCUGCACAUCAUUCACAAGAGAGAUUACGGUCAAGGCCUAGCCGAGCUAUUCUUCAAGACCUGCGACGAUCUAGGGCAGACAGUGCUGGUCGAUGCUCGGGACAAGGAAGGUAAUACGCCGUUGCACGAGGCAUUAAUAAACCGCAACAGACAGCUGGUCGAAUUGUUAGUGAAAAGAGGCGUGCAUCUAAAUAUAGCCUACAAUGAUGGAUACACUCCUCUACACCUCAUUAGCGAGUAUAAAGACGACGAUGACCAAGACUUGGUGGAGAUGUUCUUCGAGAUUUGGGACGAACAACAGCAUACGACGACUCAAGUCGACGCCCGGGACAAGUCCGGCAACACACCGCUACUUUUGGCUUUGGAAUGCCACAACAAUAUGCUGGUCGAAUUGCUAUUGAGAAGAGGCGCUGAUCAAUGUUUAGCAAACAACGUCGGAGAGACUCCUCUGCACCUUAUUAGCAUGUAUGACGACGACGACGACGAAGACGAAUUGGUGGAGAUGUUCUUCGAGAUCUGGGACGAACGACAGCAGACGGGUCGAGUCGAUGUUCAGGACAAGGAGGGUAAUACACCGUUGCACUAUGCUGUGGAUUGGGGUAACAAGAAGGUGGUCGAAAAGCUGCUGAGAAGAGGCGCAAAUGCAAAUUUAGCGGCUAAUGAUGGUAUGACUCCUCUGCAUACCAUUUGCUGCAAAAGAGACGACGAAAACGAUGGCAUGGCGAAACUAUUCUUCGAUAUCUGCGACGAACGACAGUUGAAGGUUCAAGUCGACGCCGUGGACAAGUUAGGUAAUACACCAUUGCACUUGGUUUUAUACCACCUCGAACGAUUUACCGGCAAUCCACAGUUGAUUAAAUUGCUUCUGGAAAGAGGCGCCGAUCUGAAUCUGGUUAAUGAGGGAGGGAGGACACCACUGCAUAUGAUUUGCAAGAUAGCCUCGAGUCGAGACGAGUUGUUAGUGAUGUUUCCUCGGCUGGCGCAGCUCGAAGUCGUGGACAAAUUGGGCCGGACACCUCUUCGAUGGGCCGUGGAAAAUCUGGUUCCUCGCGUGGUCGAUAUACUCUUGGAUCACGGGGCCGAUCUGUCGAGCUUCGUUUUCCCCACCGCGAGUGACUUCGCCGAGAGGUUGGAUACGCGAGUCUUCAGCAGUAUUUAUGCUAAUUUUAAAUUGAUAAUGGCGUCUAGCCUACUGUCCAUCGCUGAAAAUCUUGAGCAAAGAGGAUACGAGUUUAGUCGAAGCGACGCCCUGACGAUCAUGAAAUUCUUCGCUGAACGAAAUUUGUUCGAGAAGCCGUCGAAUCAGGAUAAAUGUUGGUACGAGGACGAGGAGUUCGUGAGCAAAGCGAAAGAGAUUAUGAUAAGGGAUAACGACCCGAGUCUAUCGCUCUACGAGUGGAGCAAGUUAACACUCGAAGAGGAAGAAAAACUACUGACAUAUGAGGACUACUUUAAAUUUGCGAGAUUUGAUCAUCUUUGGAUACUUCCCGAAGAAGUUAAAGAGGCUUGUCAGUUGCGUCUAUGCGAGAUGAUGUCUAGAGGAUUUUUCCGGCGUUGGGCACUGGAUCCUUUUAUGAAUCUCAUGCGCUGCCGACUGCCGAUUAUCUGCUGUGAAGAAAUCCUUAGCAAGAUGAUGAACGAAGAUUUAUAUCAUAUUUGCUUGGCAGAUGCAUAA
This is a messenger RNA of Trichogramma pretiosum, 1740 nucleotides long. Its product is annotated as ankyrin-1-like. Gene Ontology annotation, cellular component: ciliary inversin compartment. Gene Ontology annotation, biological process: protein localization to ciliary inversin compartment. The transcript has a single exon. Bases 1 to 1740 code for a protein of 579 amino acids. Gene Ontology annotation, molecular function: protein binding. Lineage: Eukaryota; Metazoa; Arthropoda; Insecta; Hymenoptera; Trichogrammatidae. The record is from RefSeq and is a predicted model, not a curated record.